AUGAACUUUCGAGAUUUUAAAGCUGCAAGACACUAUCACAUCUUCAGGAAUGUGAACAUACGGAGUGACUACAAACUGUUAACGAUAAUGGUAAUAGGUACCGUGGCAACCGGCCUGGUGCCGGCAAUUACUUCUAUCCUGACGGGUAGAGUGUUCGAUUUACUCUCAGUGUUCGUGAUUAGUGGGUCACACCAUGUUUUAUAUCCACAGCUAGUACGAAGGUCAAUGGCAGUGAUGGCACUUGGUGUGGCUUCUGUGCCAGUCAUGUGGCUUUCUCUAACAAGUUGGAUGCACAUCGGCGAGAGACAAGGCUUUAGAAUACGGUCGCAAAUAUUGGAGGCAUAUUUGGAGAAAAAGCCAAUGGAAUGGUAUGACACUAACGAAGAAUUAUUGGGAGAUUUCACUCAGAUCAACAGAUGUGUGGAAGAGCUGAGAUCGAGCUCCGCAGAGGCAUCUGCCAUAACUUUCCAGAACCUAGUUGCAAUAUGUGCGCUUCUAGGAACGUCAUUCUACUAUUCCUGGUCACUAACUCUAAUUAUCCUUUGUAGCUCUCCAAUAAUCACUUUUUCUGCUGUAUUAUUUUCCAGAAUGAUUCAUAUGUACUCAGAGAAGGAGAAUUCAGAAACGAGUAAAGCAGCCCAAUUAUUCACAUGGUCGAUGAAUGCUGCUCAAUUGGUGAGACUAUAUUGUACCCAACCUUUGGAAAGAAAAAAUUUUCGAGAAAUUAUCCUGAAUUGUAACACUUUCUUCAUCAGAAGUUGCUUUUUUGUCGCUGCAAACGCUGGGAUCUUGAGGUUUUUGACCUUGACUAUGUUUGUACAAGGAUUCUGGUUUGGCUCCGCAAUGAUUAAAAAGGGCAAAUUGAACAUUAACGAUGUAAUCACUUGCUUUCACUCAUGCAUUAUGCUGGGCUCGACGCUAAAUAAUACUCUACAUCAAAUCGUUGUUCUUCAAAAAGGUGAAGUGGCUUUGCGGAAAAUACUGACUCUAUUAGAAGAUGGGCCCAAGCGAAAUCCUUUGAAUAAGAUUGUAGCCCCCCAGUAUCCAUUAGAAUAUGCCACUAGUGAUCUAACUUUUGACAACGUUUCGUUUUCAUAUCCAAGCAGACCUUCUGAAACUGUUCUGGAAAACGUUAAUUUAAAUUUCCCUGCAGGCCGAUUUACUUUUAUAGUAGGGAAAUCAGGUUCAGGUAAAUCCACAUUAUCCAACUUAUUAUUAAAGUUUUACGAUGGCUAUGAUGGGUCGAUAUCCAUCAAUGGCCGCAAUAUCCAAACCAUCGACCGAAAACUGCUAAUUGAAAAUAUCACCGUCGUAGAACAGCGCUGCACCCUAUUUAAUGAUACUCUUCGAAACAAUAUUCUUUUAGGUUCAACAGAUUCGAUAAGAAAUGCCGAUUACAGCACCAGUGAAAAUAGAGACUUGAUCAAGGAUGCCUGCAGGAUGGCUCUUCUUGACAGGCUUAUUUUAGAUCUACCCAAUGGACUAGAAACAUUAAUUGGGAGUGGAGGCAUUACACUUAGUGGCGGGCAACAACAAAGAGUUGCUAUAGCACGUGCCUUCAUUAGAGAUACUCCAAUAUUGUUCUUAGACGAAGCUGUGUCGGCUCUAGAUAUUGUUCAUCGCAAUCUGUUGAUGAAGGCGAUUCGACAUUGGAGGAAAGGAAAGACUACAAUCAUAUCAACGCAUGAAUUGGGCCAAAUCGAGUCUGAUGAUUAUUUGUACUUAAUGAAGGAGGGAAAAAUUGUUGAAAGCGGUAUCCAGUCUGAACUUUUAUCGGAUCCGACCACUACAUUUAGCACAUGGUAUCACCUACAGAAUGACUAUUCUGACGCGAAAACUAUUGUAAAUACAGAGAUUGAAGAAAAAUCCAUACAAACUGUGGAAAGUGUUAAUUCUCAACUGGAAACUCCCAAAUUCGAAGCAGGCCUAAGUAAUCUGGGAUAUGAUGAGGCAGAUCAGCUGUCCUUUUACGAAGCAAUCUAUCAGAAAAGAUCAAACUGUAAAACAAGACGAAUUAAGAUCGAAGAGGAAAAUACCGAAUAUGUGCUAGAACAACAAAACAACAUCGAAAGUGCAACAGGACCACAACUUCUGAGCAUUAUUCAAAUAAUCAGGAGAAUGAUCAAAAGUAUAAGAUACAAAAAAACUCUGAUUUUAGGGCUGCUAUGUUCUUUUAUCGCAGGUGCCACAAAUCCUGUCUUUUCAUAUACAUUCAGUUUCUUGUUAGAAGGAAUUGUUCCACUCACGGAUGGGGAUACUGGCUCUUCAUACUAUUUAGCGAAAUGGUCGUUCGUUGUUCUUGGCGUGGCUGCGGCAGAUGGUAUUUUUAAUUUUGCUAAAGGAUUUCUAUUAGGUUACUGCAGUGAAUACUGGAUUAUGGAUCUUAGGAACGAAGUUAUGGAAAAGCUAACGAGAAAGAAUAUGAACUGGUUUUCUGGUGAAAACAACAAAGCUUCUGAAAUUUCCGCUUUAGUAUUGAAUGAUCUCAGAGAUUUGAGAUCUUUGGUCUCUGAAUUUUUAAGUGCAAUGACUAGUUUCAUUACUGUAUCAACUAUUGGGUUAAUUUGGGCAUUAGUAUCGGGUUGGAAGUUAAGUUUGGUUUGUAUUUCAAUGUUUCCGCUAAUAAUAAUAUUUUCAGCCAUAUAUGGCGGUAUUUUACAGAAAUAUGAAACGGAUUAUAAAACAUCUGUCGCACAGUUAGAAAAUUGCUUGUACCAGAUUGUCACUAGCAUUAAAACUAUUAAGUGUUUACAGGCUGAAUUUCAUUUCCAAAUGUCCUACCAUGAGUUAAAAAUCAAAAUGCAACAAAUUGCUUCCAAACGUGCCAUUGCCACAGGGUUCGGUAUAUCUAUGACAAACAUGAUUGCCAUGUGUAUUCAAGCUAUUCUUUACUAUUAUGGAUUAAAGCUGGUUAUGAUUCACGAGUACACCUCAAAGAAAAUGUUUGCGACCUUCACUUUGUUAUUAUUCACUAUUAUGUCGUGCACUAGUCUGGUAAGUCAGAUCCCUGACAUCAGUAGAGGCCAACGUGCUGCCAGUUUUAUAUAUAGGAUUCUCGAUGAAAAACGGGACACCUUAGAAGUUGAAAACAAUAAUGCUAGAGUAAUAGGCAUAGCUGGUCGCACAUACUAUGAAAAGGAAAAAAUACCAAUCGUUUCAAUACAAAAUCUGACAUUCGCCUAUCCAUCUGCACCCACCGCCUUUGUUUAUAAACACAUGAAACUUGACAUGUUUUGUGGACAGACAUUAGGUAUUAUUGGUGAAUCAGGCUCAGGAAAAUCUACACUUGUACUUUUACUGACAAGACUCUAUGAUUGUGAAAUAGGCAAAAUUAAAAUAGACGGCACGGACGUAAAUGACUGGAAUUUGACAAGUUUAAGAGGAGAAAUUUCGGUGGUUGAGCAAAAACCUUUAUUAUUCAAUGGAACCAUUAGAGAUAACUUAACGUAUGGUUGUCUGGGCGAAAUACCUGAGAUUGAAAUGUAUGACGCAUUAAAAUAUGUGGGAAUCUAUGACUUCGUAACCUCAUCAUUUCAGGGCUUGGAUACACGUAUUGAUACAACCUUAUUGUCAGGUGGACAAGCGCAAAGGCUCUGCAUAGCCCGAGCACUUCUAAGAAAAUCAAAAAUUCUGAUUUUAGAUGAAUGUACUUCAGCUUUGGAUUCUGUCAGCUCCUGUAUCAUCAACGAGAUCGUCAAGAAAGGACCGCCCGCUCUACUAACAAUCGUUAUAACGCACAACGAACAAAUGAUGAGGUCUUGUAACUCAAUUGCCGUUUUUAAAGAUGGUAAGGUAGUUGAGCAAGGAAACUUCGACGCUUUAUAUAAUAAUCGUGGGGAAUUAUUUCGGAUCGUUUCCAACCGAAGUAGUUGA
This is a messenger RNA of Saccharomyces paradoxus, 3873 nucleotides long. RefSeq names its product ATP-binding cassette a-factor transporter STE6 (gene STE6). Gene Ontology annotation, biological process: transmembrane transport. Bases 1 to 3873 code for a protein of 1290 amino acids. The record is from RefSeq and is a predicted model, not a curated record. Gene Ontology annotation, cellular component: membrane. NCBI's taxonomy places the organism in Eukaryota, Fungi, Ascomycota, Saccharomycetes, Saccharomycetales, Saccharomycetaceae. The transcript has a single exon. Gene Ontology annotation, molecular function: ATP binding; ATP hydrolysis activity; ABC-type oligopeptide transporter activity.